AUCAAUCGGAGGUAUGUGCAUCCUAAUCCAAAUGUGGGCAUGGGAACGCUGCACGACUUUGGCUCCAAAGAGAACUCCUCCUAUAAUGGAAAACAAACCACUCGGACACAGGUGGCUGCGACGUGGAAACCAACAUAUUGGCAAUGAUGAUCUAAUAGUUUUCCGUCGCAAAUUGGAUAUCAUGAAACGACAUAAGUUUCUGUGGGAGCCUUACACAGCAACUGUUAUGUCGAUGUUACCUCCCAUUUGUUUGGUUGGCAGUAUGGCGUGGUGCGCAGUGGUGCCACUCAUUUGUUUUCAUGUUGUAGAGUGGCACCAACCGGAUAGAGUGUUGCAACAAUUUGGAAUGCAACAACCUAUUCCGGAGUCUCCUUCGCAACCAUGGAAUGUCCACGGGCUAACACUGAAAGGCAAAAUGGAUGAAAAUUGGUUCUAG
Glycine soja is the source of this 436-nucleotide messenger RNA. Its product is annotated as serine/threonine-protein phosphatase 7 long form homolog. Bases 14 to 436 code for a protein of 140 amino acids. NCBI's taxonomy places the organism in Eukaryota, Viridiplantae, Streptophyta, Magnoliopsida, Fabales, Fabaceae. The transcript has 3 exons. The record is from RefSeq and is a predicted model, not a curated record.